AUAUAUCUCUCUCUCUCUAAUGGAGCAAAACUCACAACCCAAAUGGGAAUGGAAGGUUUCAACAAACCUAAAACAUGCAAGUACAGAUCAAAUAUGGCUUCUUUUCAAGGACUUCUUCAAUCUCCACAAAUGGUUUCCAAGCCUACCUACUUGCUAUGGCAUCCAUGGUACCAACGGUGAGGUCGGUUGCAUCCGAUACUGUUCCGGGGGCCGACUCGCCUCAUAGGGCGGUGACAACCCUGUUAGUUAGUCCAUUGAGGGACUGACAGCUGUUGAUCCAGUAGAGAGGAUGAUUAGUUAUGAGAUCGCUGACUGCAACGUUGGGUUCAAGUCCUAUGUUUCGACAGUCAAGAUCGUUCCGAGAGGCGGUGGUGAUGGGAAAGAUGAAGGGUGUGUGAUCGAGUGGUCUGUCACCGUUGAUCCGGUUGAAGGGUGGAGAUUGGAAGACUUGGUGAAGAGGUACCAACUUGUGUUAGAUCCUAUCUCGAAAAACAAUACAGUUUUUAGUCGAGUGAGACCAAGAAUUAUGCCAUUUACAAUACACUUUUCUUUUAAGUUCAUCUGGAGAUGGAAUUUUGACUCAUUUUGGUAACUUAAGGA
This is a messenger RNA of Camellia sinensis, 600 nucleotides long. RefSeq names its product lachrymatory-factor synthase-like. The record is from RefSeq and is a predicted model, not a curated record. Lineage: Eukaryota; Viridiplantae; Streptophyta; Magnoliopsida; Ericales; Theaceae.